Molecule: messenger RNA, 576 nt
Organism: Acaulospora colombiana
Lineage: Eukaryota; Fungi; Glomeromycota; Glomeromycetes; Diversisporales; Acaulosporaceae
Source: the annotation of a GenBank genome assembly
GAAACAACGGAAGGUGGAUCAAGAAAAAAUAUUUCUGAUUGGAUUCGCAUUACAAAAGAGUUGAAUGUUCUAAAAAAGGAAGAUACUGAAAAUAUAAUAAAGCUUAAGGAAUAUUUAUAUCGAGUUAUGCUUCCAAUCAUGGAAGUCCCUGUACUGGCUUCCAAAUACAGAAAAAAUUACGGAUAUAACCACGCAAUAGACAAAGUGGUUGAUGGAAAAUAUGCAGACUUAUUGGCAUGGAUGUGGAAAACUGGCGAAGAAAUAUUUAUCGGGGAACAAGCUGGGCCUCCUACUCAACCUGACCUCACAAAAUUAUCAACGGAUUCUUUUAAAUUAUACAGAGAAAUGAGAGAUUGCCUGAAUUCUAGAAUAUUACGUGCUAUGGGAAAAGGGGACAUAAAUUAUAAUAACCGUGCUGUUUUUGGAGCAUUAGGUUAUCUUUUCGAAAUCAAAAUAGUUAUAAUGUGGAAAGAUGGUGUGUAUGUAUAUGAAGAAUAUGGAAGUUUAAAUAUUGCUUCUAAUCCGCAUCAGAUUUCUAUGAUGAAGGCAGAUAUGUUAAAAUUGCUGGAAUUUAUG